GUCAUCUCGGGAACACUUUUGAAUCUUCCGCUCAUCCGUCAUCCGAAAGUUAGUACCCGCUCACUUGUAAGAAACCUACACCUGCGCGCAAAUAUGUCUUUUUACAUUAUUUUCACCAACUACAACACUGUCACCUACUUACAAAUCGUUUCACCAUGUUCAGAAACUUGCUCAGGAACGUCAUCAACCCAUUAGUGGGUUACUCAAACGAGCUGCUUGAACGACCAAAGGCUCGAAUCGAUGCUGGUGUUCAUGGUGAUCUUUGCCACAUUAAGGUGCCGGUCCCUCCUAUGCCCCCUCGUAUUGGAAGGGCUACCCUAGAAGACAUUCCAGAGGAGUUACGCUGCCAUAUCCUCAAAUUUCUUUCAUAUACUGACAUUUUACGCUGCGCGUCGGCGAGUCCACAUUCAUCCCUGUCCUUCGACUCAUACACUAAUGCAUUUAUCCGGCUUGUCACAGACUUGCCGAUCGAUGUACUAUACAGUCAAAUCGUCGGUCGAACUUCAAUAUCUCGUCGAACUAGACGCGCAAAGUUUAAUUCAGGUCCAUCCGCGGCCACCUACUGUCUCCACAGCGGAGUGCCUGCGGAUCCUCCGAGACAAGGCGAACGCGUGGAAUUCUUUCGACCUUGAUGCUACGAACACUCCAGCGCUUCAUUUCUCGAACGUAUGCAACAUCCACUCCGUCACUCAUCAACAGCUUAAUCUGUCUAAAUCAUCCAUUGAUGCGGAUGUUGAGUCCCACACCAUGGAUAUGAAGUCAUGCACGACACGUAGUCGAUGGUUCGAUUUCGAGGGUUCGAACCCCACUCUUAGGACACUCAUUUAUAUGGACCCGCCACAAGACCUUAUGGUCAUCAUUCAAGCUCCAAACGGUGGCCGAACGCACGACUUCAAGUACAGAAUACUGUUCGGCACGAUAUCCACGGGUGAGGAACACCCUUUGGCCCAUGGAUCCCGUAUAGUCGCUGGUAGACCUGCUUCCAGUGAAGCGCGGCAAUUCGGUGUUUGUGUCUCUAUCCUCGGAGAUCGCAUUGCAGUCUUUCUCGCUGAGCAUGGCGAAAAUGAGGACCCAUACUGGUCGCUGCACGUCUCGAGCUGGCAUCAAGGUGGUCGAUCUGAUGAAAUAUGUGUGCCUAGCGAAGGCUACGGGUUGCGCGACCUCCGUUUUCUCACGAAGGAGAAGCUACUGGCUCUCUCACCACAGGGCCAUAUCCAGCUAUACGAUGUCGAUGACCUGUCAAAGACGCCACGGCUUCUGGCAAGAUUUAUCCUGCCCGUUCCUAAGGAUUCGGGCGUCUUCGUAUUUCCUUCGGUGUUCCAUAGUGCCCAAGGCUGUGCCCGCCUCAAGUCAUCAGAUGAUAAUUGGAUCUGGACGACAAACCCAGCAGAUCGAGUCAUAUCCGUGAUGUGGUUCUCUCCCUCGUCGCUUUUUGUUAUAUCCGCUCGGAUAUUUUUCAUGAACAUUCCUUUGGCAUGGUUCGAUGCGACUUCAAAAGAUGGACUAUCCGUUCCAUGGUCAUCAUGGGGUCCACAGAAUUCUCGCUGCUUCGACGGGGAAGAGGUGCUGUCCUUUGGAGUUGGAGGAUCUCGUGUUAUUCGGGCCGUUCCCUUUCCAGAUCCAGAUGAUUCAUCGUUCCAGUUGCAUAUGACCGACUUCAAUCCCUCCGCCGUGGCGCGUGGCAUCGGCAAGGUUGUCCAGGAACCUACGACAACAACUCUCGAGCUGGAUGUGCCGAUAACAACAUACCUCCCUUUCGUGGAGGUGGUUCAUGACCAGUGUCUCGAUGCCUCCCUUUGGAACAUUGUACUAGACGAGGAGAAGAUGGUGAUUCUUACCCUACCGACGACUGAGUCUACUGUGGUAACACACACGGAGGGCACCUUUUUUAAUAUGUAGUUUAUGCCUCGUUGGAGGCAUAGUACGCAGACUUUUAGAGCGUGCCAUUAUGCCACUUUCUAUUACGCACGCUGUUGCAUACUACUCAACUUGUUAGCUUGAAAUAAAACACUGAAACC
Messenger RNA from Suillus paluster, 2018 nucleotides. RefSeq lists its product as uncharacterized. The transcript has 4 exons. Lineage: Eukaryota; Fungi; Basidiomycota; Agaricomycetes; Boletales; Suillaceae. Bases 436 to 1899 code for a protein of 487 amino acids. The record is from RefSeq and is a predicted model, not a curated record.